This is a messenger RNA of Engraulis encrasicolus (European anchovy), 5171 nucleotides long. It is a transcript of the gene zdbf2, whose product is annotated as zinc finger, DBF-type containing 2. Gene Ontology annotation, biological process: genomic imprinting; epigenetic programming of gene expression. The coding region runs from base 605 to 4045 and encodes 1146 amino acids. Gene Ontology annotation, molecular function: nucleic acid binding; zinc ion binding. The record is from RefSeq and is a predicted model, not a curated record. Lineage: Eukaryota; Metazoa; Chordata; Actinopteri; Clupeiformes; Engraulidae. The transcript is spliced from 7 exons.
UUUAUGAUUGGCAAAGAAAGCCAGAGUUGGUGUUAAAGCCUCCGUGUAUUACUUCACAUUGCUUCCUUGGUUGGAAACGUCGGUGGAGGAAAUACUGACAGGCCCAAUUCAACCUCAAGGGCUAGCUAGUUGCUAGCUAAGCAGCUAGCUGGCUAAGGCAGAUCCACGUUUAUGUACAAUUGUAUGGUUUCCAGGUUUUGUUCUAAAAUUCCGUUAGCUAUUAGCUUUGUGCGUUUUUGCAAUUAGAAACGACACCUUCGGUCUAACAUUCCUAAAAGCCCUGGCGUCAGCAGACUUGACGGCUUUAAAGAUUUAUAUUUACAGGCCAAAGGGCCAAUGCCCUGACCAAUCAGAACGAACCUGGUGUGUUGAUAGCUUUCUAUCAAACUUUGAAGAUUUGUUAACUUCAAAGUGGCAACUUCAUUGAUAAAGACACUGGUACACAUAUGUAUUAUUAUUGUUACUCAAAUCUGGGCAUAGUUUCGAAGUUGUUCAUCUCGAAGAGAGGUCAAGAAGAUAACGAAGAUAUGGCCAGUGACUCGAAGUGUGUCGAAUAAUUGUCUGCAUUGUUCCCCCAGAUAAGUGGCAGGCCUAGGCUGCAACAAUGCCACUUGGAGUUAGACCUACCCCUUCUCGUAAAGACAAUGGACAGAGAGACUCCCCACCGCACAGGCUCGAAAAAGCCAGCCGGGAGAGUGGUGGGUCCACCCCGGGCCCAUCCAAUGCUCCCCCCAGGCAGGGCUACUGCAGCUGCUGUCAGGUGGUCUACACCAGCCUCGAACAGCACCUGAUGACUGCCAGGCACAGAGAGGUGGUGAGGUCGUCGUCUUCGGCCCGGACCGGCGUCACCACGGGCAGCCUCAUGGACCGCUUCCUGCAGGACGUCAUGAGGCACCAUCCCUAUCACUAUAGCGACACACGGCCAUCGCACAUGGACCUCCCCUGCAUCGCCACCUUACCGCCCCCCCGUGAGGAGCUUUCCGAGGUCUACUGCGGCUCCAAGGGCGACAGGGCGUCGGUCGGGACCAGAGAUGAAAUGCCCAGCUCGGACGACGAAGCCUCCACCACACCAGCAACCGCCACUGCCACUGCCACUGCCUCUGCCGGCACCACGCAGCAGCAGCAGCAGCAGAGGGCACCCCCUUCAUCCCAGAAGAAGAAGAAGGACAUUCCAGCACCAACUCCAACUCCAGCUAAAGCUCCAUCCCCAUCUCCAUCUCCAUCUUUCACCAAAACACCAACAACAACAACAAGGGACAAGGCCGUGGAUGCUAUGCCCACAACAAGCACUCGCAGCGGUUCGAACACCCAGCCGAACCCGCCCCUGUCCAGGAAGGACUCGCCCACACAAGGCUUCAUGCACAGGACUAGUAGCUUGUCGUUGCGCACGGCCUCCAACUCCAGGUGUUACUCACGGAAAGGGCAGACAAAGGCGGACGGCACGCAAACGCCCGCGCCCGCCGAUGCCACCGCCGCCACCACCACCACCAACCCUCUGCAAUCUAGAGCCCCGACGACACCCACCACAACACCUACACCUACACCGACUCCAGUCCCAGUGACCGAGCAGCCAAGCCACUCCCAGUUCCUGCACAGAAAAGCUCAGAGGAAGACCAACAGACACAGAGAUGAGAACGAAUCUGCCUCCAACUCUCUCGCUGGAGCAGAAUUGAGCAUGGUGCCCCUCUCAAUACCCAAGGCCACCACCACCAACACCACCUCCUCUGUCCCCAACAAGCCAGAGUUUGAACCUCUUUCGCCUAUUCUCUGGACCCCGACCAUACCUCCGUGGAAGAGCGCGCACAGGGAGCACACCUUUUCCGACGCGUCAGGCCAGAUCAGUAAAGUCAUCGAAGAGGUGAUCGACACUUACUGCUACGGCGGCCUUCGCAAACAGCAGAAGACGAAAGCCGAUUACAACGACGACGGUGGUUACUCGGGAAGCGAAAAGGGAAGUUUCCACGUGAGCCUGUGCUCCAUGAGCAGCUCUGAGACGAGUAAAGAGUGGGACAACACAGUGCAGGUGGCUCCGGUAGACCCCACCGCCGUUGCCCCUACCGCCACCACCAAGCUGGAGGAGAACAACCUCACAGGCCUCAUGGGAUCCCAGUUCAGCCUGGAGGACCAGGGUUACUUCACCCAGCUGGACUCGGCGCUGAAGCCCUUUGAGGAGUCUGCAGAGAUGAUGAUGAUGAUGACGGGCGACGGGACCACUGGCGUCCAGGGCGUGGACCUGUCCAGGGUGGUGGUGCCGGAGGAGGAAGAGGAGGUGCUGCCGGAUCUCCCCCACAUCCCGCCGGCGUUUGUCGGGAAGACCUGGACUCAGGUGAUGUUGGAGAAGGAGCAGAAGAUCGACAAUAUGGUCAGGGAGUUCCGCGAGGGGAAAUUCCGCAACUAUUUCGACUCGGAGUCGGUGGCCUGUUACGGGCGGCACCGCAGGAAGAAAAAGAGACGCCCCACGGACGUGACGGCGACAGUACAGGACGCCGAGCCUUUGAGUAAGUUGGAUGAUGGAGGAGAUGCUAUUCCUCUGAUGGAGCACACGGAGGAGGACACUGCUGUGGAGGACCAACAAACGCCACAGAAGCAGCAGGAACAGCAACCGCAGGAGCAGCAACCGCCACCGCCGGUGGCAGUGGAGCAGGAACUGCAGGAGCAACCGCAACCGGUCGCCCGACCGCAGAGGCGCGUCUACCGGCUGGCGUCGCGCUGCCAGGUGGUCAAGGUGAGUCACGGCACCCAGACCACGGCCGUGAGUUGCCCCGUGGUCCGCCGCAAGACGGCGCUGGAGGGCAUGAGCGCGGCGCUGCUGGAGCUCCAGCGACAGGAAGAGGAGGAGCUGAGGCAGCAGGAAGAGGACGAAGCAGAAGAACGAAACGCCAACAGAACGACGCCCAAACGGAAGGCCACUGCCGCCGCGCUCAACAACGCCCUGCGCCUGCCGUCCUUCUACAGCAAGGUGAUGUCGCCCCUGCAGCCCAAGACGGUGGUGUACGUGCUCUCGUCGCCAGCCGACACUCUGGACAGCAUCAGCAAGCAGCCGGGUAAGCGGAGGCCCGGCGGCGGCCGCAAGAAGAAGGUGGGCAACGUCGACGACGGCCACAAGUACACGUACAAGAAGAACCCGUUGAAGUACUAUGACCCCAAGACCAACCAGAUCCUCAAGACGCCUCCCAAGGGCGUGUCCAGGACCUCAAACAUCUCCAAGUACCAUCACCCACACGUGCGGCAGCUCUUCCGCAGCCUCAGCCCGGACAACAACAAGGACCGAUGCGGUGGUGGUGGUGGUGGUGUUGGCGUUGACUUUGGGGACGGCUGGGGGUCUCAGAGACCAGGAGGAGGAGGAGGAGGACCAGGGGCCUGGCCAGGCUGCAGCAUAGCCGACCUGUGUGCCUCCACCACGGGCUCGUGCCUGGACAGCGCGGGGCCCUCGGAGCCCGGUUCCUCGCUGACCAGCAGCCGUCGGGCCCUGUUCAGCCGCUCGUCCAUGUGCAGCAGUAACCGCUUCCUGCUGGGUACUCUGACCCCCGGGCCGUCGAUCGCAGACGGCACAGCCGUGGCCCCGUCUUCCCAGGCACAGGCCAGCGACCAGGACGAGGAGGAGGAAUCCUCGGGGUCGGAACAGGUAGGGGGAGGGGUGAGGGCACGGGGAAGGAGGACGCGGAGCAGGGCAGGAGGUGGUGGUGGUGGUGGUGGUGGACAGCAGGAGAAGGGGAGGAAAGGGAGGAGGAAAUCCAAGUCGACGAUGACAAAGGCGAGGAGGUCUCCGCCUGAUGAUGACAACGAGUACUCACCUUCGCCAAAAAGGAGGAAAAAAACAACCACCACCACCUCUGCUUCUGCUGUCACGAACACUUCUCCCCAACUGGGGAAGAGGAGGCCAGGGAGGCCCCCGAAACAGCAGGCACGGGCACAAGUACAAGUACAGGCGGCGCAAAAAGCCAAGCCCACGGGAGGCAGGAGGUCCCCCCGUGGUGUAAGCAAAGGCGCCACUCGGUCCUCGCCGAGAAGCUCACCCCGAGUUCAGUCACAUUUGAGACCCUAAGUAAGGCGGCGCUCGGUGGAAUUCUCGAAUUUGAACAGUUAUUUAUUUAUUUUAUUUUUUUAAAAUGAAGGUACCAAACGGAUUUCAGUGAAAGUACAGUUUAACGUACCGUAAAAAUGUACUCAUUAGAUGAGGCAUAUGUAUAUUAGUAUUUCAGUAUGUGUGCACACGCACAGUCUCUGGAGGAACUACCAGCAAAAAAAUGUCUCAGUUUGAUUACGUGCAUCACAUGAUCAUACCGUCAUGUGAUCAUGCUACACAGUCUCACCCCAAGUAGUCAAUUUUUGACUACUCAAUUUUUGACACCCCAAGACUGCAGUUUUUGACGUCUUGGGUAUUCCUUCCACGUCACAUUUUGACUAUGUCCUCAAAGGCGCCCCCUUGUGGCAGCAUAACGUCAUUGAGGUUAGGUUUAGGAAUAGGUUUAGGGUUAAGGGUGGUUUAUGCCUCGAGAUCAGCGUCACUGCAUCAUGAUGCAGUGAGCCGCGCAGUUAACGUAGUGAAGCCCCCCCCAUCACGCAGGUACUCUGGGGCACCUCCCCAAAAUUGUGUCUCGACGCAGGGAGCGACGGCGUGAAAGGGCGAAAAUAGGUCUCUGAUUGGUCCUCUCGACCAGCCUGCUCUGUCCUCGAGUCGAGAACAAGCGCUACUUCCUUGUUCUAACCUUCGUCGGUCUACGGACUGUGAGCUCUUCAUUGAAUAAGUUGCCCGUGCUUUGUUGUUUGAUUUAUUUACACGAACCGAAGACAACACAUGCGCUUGCAAGUUACGACGCUGAAGUUAUUUGGACAGUUGAACAGUGGUUCCGAGGUCGAGGAAACAUUCCGCUUCGUCCUCGACAAAUGAGCCACUUCUUUGUUCCAAACUACUACUGUGGCUGCCAGUGCGAUCAAACAUGCACGUGAUAUAAAGAUUUAAUGUUUCAUUUUCAUUCUCGUCGAGUCUGUGAUGCUAAAAAACAACCGACACGUCUAGUUUACUCUUUGUAUUGAAGGCAGUUUCAGCGUGGAAUGACAUCGCGCAGACCGUGCUUCAAAACAGGGCAUAAACAAGAAUUAACUGCAUCAUGGCUGCGUCAAGCUCACUCUGUGGCACAAGUAGGAAGCAUAACUGAGCCUUUAGGCCA